UUAUGCAAAUGUAUCUCAAAAGUAUAAGAAAUAAAUUAGAAAAAACAAAAUCGAAAUAAAUGAAAAAAUCACUAUGCCAAAUACAAAAGAAAAAUCUUCAGCGACAGCAUCGAAAUCAACGUCAAAACACAGGUCGAGGUCAUCUGCUCGAUAUGCUGACGUUGAAAAGAGAAAGAGAACAAUUGUCUCCAUACCCAACACCAUCAAAUUAAGUAUGUUAAACAGUGGGUUGCUUUCCUUCGAAAAAAUUAAAUUGGAGGCUCGAGAUGAAAAGAAUUCCUUAUCGAAAACAAUACCCAACAAACCCAUUGACACCAGGCACUUUUUGAAAUUAUGCGAACUGAGACGUAAAUUUCCUGUGCUCUAUAAGCUAGAAUUUCAGACGGCUGCCAAAGUGGAGACAAACACAUGCAGACAUGCUAUGAAAAAGAAUAAUCAUGAGAAAAAUCAAAAUCCUAAGUGCAUUCCGUAUGAUUACAAUCGUGUUGUAUUACAAAAGAUACCUGGCGUCCCCGAUUCCGACUAUGUAAAUGCAUCGUAUGUGGAUAGUCUAUUGAAACCGAAUGCAUAUAUUGUUACACAGGGACCGGUUGAGGAGACUGUGAACGCCUUUUGGCGUUUGGUAUGGCAGGAGAAUGUCAGUGCAAUAGUCAUGUUAACAAAAACGUUCGAUUUUGCCAAGGUCAUGUGUGUGCAGUAUUGGCCACCGAACAUGGAGGUGCACGAAACAUAUGGUGACAUCAAUAUCAAUAUUGUACGAGAGGAGCAAUUGGCAAAUUUUCACAUUCGUACAUUUCGUUUGUAUAAAGAGAAUGAAAGUAAGGCGGUUACCGAUGAACGUUUAAUAUUGCAAUUCCACUUUACGGAAUGGUACUCACACUCUUGUCCCUUCUCAAAUGCGGUUUUGGAAUUUAGACGUCGUGUACGGUUAGUGGUUGGUAAUAUAAUUAAGGAAGAUGACAUGAAGGGUCCAAUGUUGGUACACUGCAGUGAUGGUGGUGGUCGUUCAGGUGUAUAUUUGUCAAUCGAUGCAAAUUUAGAGCUAGCGGAAGAAGAAGAAACUUUUAAUGUAUUUGGUUAUUUGAAGAAACUACGUCAGUCCCGUAAAGGUUUAGUAGAAAAUAUUGAACAAUACAAAUUUAUUUACGAUACUUUAGAGGAAAAUAUUAUAUGUGGCAAAACUUGGUUUCCAGUUUCUGAAUUAUCUGACCGUCUUAAGUCAAAAGCUAGGCGCAAUUCAACUACUAAAAUGAAUGAGUAUCAAAUGGAAUAUGAGCAGAUAUGCAAGCAAACACCGAGAUUUACAAUUGGUGAUUGUGCUGGUGGUCAUCGUGCUGAUAAUAGAGAAAAAAAUCGUGAUGUUUUAUGUGUACCACCAGAUAAUAAUCGUCCUUAUUUGACAUCUUUUCAGGGAAAUGCUUUUACCGACUAUAUAAAUUCCGUUUUUGUGGAUGGCUACACUAAGCCACGCGAAUAUAUUGUAACCGAAUGGCCAUUAAAACACACUUUAGGCGAAUUCUGGUCUCUUGUAUAUGAUCAGGAAUGUUCCGCUGUCGUUGUACUCUGUCAACCUCCAGCCAAUUCGCAACAAUUUCCGUCUUUUUGGCCAGUUAAAUCAAAAAUGGAGAAAUACGGACCAGUAUUUACUGUGCAUUAUGUAGCGUCUAAAAGCUAUACAAACAUAAAGCAAUUUGAAUUCAAAAUUAACAAGAAAAUUGUUUCACUUACCGAGAUGAUGGCUGGUGUUAAAGCACCUACCAAAACCGUACAACUCUUUCAAUUGACAUGUUGGCCAAUGGGUCAAAAAGUGCCAAACUCAACGAAUUCACUAGUCUAUCUAAUGAACAUGGUCGAAUUAUGGCGUCAGAAAACCGAUUAUGGGCCAGUUUGUGUGGUUUCACCCGAUGGAAGAUCACGUGCCGGAGUUUAUUGUGCGGCCAAUGCCUGCAUUGAACAGGUCAUACAACAUGGCGAAGUAGAUGUAUUUCAGGCGGUUAAAACUGUACGACGUCAUCGACCACAGCUCGUCGAUAAUAUGACUGAGUACAAGUACUGCUACGAUUUAGUAUUACAUUACGUCCUACAUUUCCUUAAUAAGAAGGAUUAAAUAAACAAAUUUUACUAUAACAAUGAAUAACAUUGUUUGCGCAUUUGCGGUUAAAGAAAUUAAUAAUUAAUAUAAAUUUAACUUCGUUUUUUAAAAAUACAACUUAAUAAUUCAAAGUGUUCUUGGUAUUGUAUUUGAGGUGUGUAGGCCAUUAAAAGUAAAUAUUGCACUACAUAUAUUUUUUGUUGCUAUGUUUUAAAUUUAUCUGGUCUACGGCACGAAAACAAUAUAAUCAAUUUGA
Messenger RNA from Teleopsis dalmanni, 2348 nucleotides. It is a transcript of the gene Ptp36E, whose product is annotated as receptor-type tyrosine-protein phosphatase kappa. The record is from RefSeq and is a predicted model, not a curated record. Lineage: Eukaryota; Metazoa; Arthropoda; Insecta; Diptera; Diopsidae. The transcript has a single exon. Gene Ontology annotation, biological process: protein dephosphorylation. The coding region runs from base 74 to 2107 and encodes 677 amino acids. Gene Ontology annotation, molecular function: protein tyrosine phosphatase activity.